GCCACCGCACCGCCCGCGUCAAGCGCGGAGCAGAAGGCACUCGUGACGAGAUGCUGAAGGAUCUGCAGCGGCUGUGGACGCGAAACCUUGGGCGCGACGACCGGAUCAUCGCAGACCACGGCCGCGAAGCAAGGCAUCCCUUCCUAGAUGAGCAUCUACUGCGCUUUGUGGGCGGCCUGCCCAUUGAUCUCCUGGCAUAUGGUCCGGGAG
Messenger RNA from Symbiodinium pilosum, 210 nucleotides. Lineage: Eukaryota; Dinophyceae; Suessiales; Symbiodiniaceae. The record is from the annotation of a GenBank genome assembly.